Diaporthe amygdali is the source of this 1407-nucleotide messenger RNA. RefSeq lists its product as uncharacterized. The transcript has a single exon. The record is from RefSeq and is a predicted model, not a curated record. Bases 1 to 1407 code for a protein of 468 amino acids. NCBI's taxonomy places the organism in Eukaryota, Fungi, Ascomycota, Sordariomycetes, Diaporthales, Diaporthaceae.
AUGAAGACACAAACCAAAAGCCCGGCGCUGUCAAAGGCGUCGGCACUUCUCCUUCUCUCCGCACUACCCUCCUUCGCCUCAGCCCUUUACAUCCAAGUAUCACCAGCAGAACUCUUCGGCCGCCAGGACUCAACAUGCGGCGACUCAUCAUACACACAAUGUUCUCAGGCCGGCCUUCCUGAUGACUUCUGCUGCCCUGCGGACCAAGUAUGUAUUGCCCUCGCUGGGCAGACGACGGCGCUCUGCUGUCCCGACGCCAACGACUGCAACGCUAUCAAACCUAUCCCCUGCGACAUCAGUCUGCAGGACAAAACCCUACAUCCGGAGAACGUGGUGAUGACCAACGCGUUGACGGGGACGCUUCCAAAAUGUAACGGUCUGUGCUGUCCUUUUGGCUACUCUUGCGACGGCACAAACUGCGUCAUCAACCAAGACCAGAACGCCAAGCCAUUCACAACCGGAGCGCAGUCAUCAACCGCGACGGCGCCAUCUACGGCCAAGAGCAGCGAGACUGUUGGUGUGACCACCGCAUCGCAACAAUCGGCAUCUGCCACAGCCUCUGCAACCUCAUCUGGCUCUAGUGAGGCUUCUGCAACGGGGACGGAAUCUGAAUCAUCUUCGUCGACGGCCUCGUCCGCAGCCGCCGCUUCGGAAUCCGGGAGCUCCAGCAGUUCGAAUGGACCAUCAGCUGGCCUGGUAGCCGGAGGUGUCGUGGGCGGCAUCGCCGCUGCGGUCUUCCUGGGAAUGCUGGUGUGGUUCUUUAUCAAGAGGGAAGCCAAGCGCAAGAACGAGGCCAAGACAGAGCUCCCGCGAUCAUCGCGGUCGUCCUCCUUCGGCAACAUCAUCAACAACCCCAUGACCAACUCUCUGCGGGAAGGAUGCCCCGUUAUCUCGAAACCUAUUGUGGACGAGGGUGCGAUGAGGAGCGACUUUGGGCGUAAAGUCAGCCCGCAGGCCGGGUCAUUCCAGGACGCGGAAGACGACUAUGAGAAGGAAUUCGGCAUGAGUGGCGACCGGCCCGUGAGCGAGGUGGACAUGAGCGGCCUACACUCGGUGCCUCACUCGCCCCCGAGGAUAACAACCCCGAGGGCAGUGAGUUCGAUGUAUGCCGUCCACGACUACAUGGACCCGCACAACAGCGCGUAUCAGGCACCGCUCAAGAUGCCGUCGGCGCGGCAGUUCGGCGGCCAAGAUAACAGGGUCAGCGUCGGCGCUGAAGGCCGGGAUGCCUUGGGUUCGCCGAUAUCUGACUACGGCGGUCAGAGGGUCACACGAGAUCCGAACGGCGCAUACAUAGAUGUUUUCGCCGAUUCGAACGUGCCUCUUACACCCCCACAGACGUACGCGGGCGAUAGAAUGACUUCCUUCACGGACAUAAUGGACGAGUCUCAGGGUAGGAGGAGGUAA